ACUAAUGUUAUCUAAAUAAUAAUAAAACAUUGUUUAAAUUUGUUUUCAAAACUAUAUCUAAUAAAAAAUAUUAUCCAUUAUUAGUCUAUUCUAUGAAUCUAUGUUCAAUUUUCAGAAAGAUAGAAAUUCGUAAGUUAUUUCCCAUGAUAAUCUGUUAACAGGUAUCUGAUUAUGAUGAAAACAGUAUAGUAACAUGUAAUUAGCUACCGUUCUACAAAUUGAUUUACCCGUUCAUGAGUCAAUCAUUUAUCGAACAUAAUCGACCUUACUAGUAUUCUUAAAGGAACACUCAUAUUAUUUUCAUGGAACCUAAAUCUGAAUCUGAUCAUAAAAAUAUUAUUGAAGAAGUUAAUACAUUUAUUUUCGAUAUGCCAGUAGAAUAUUCCUUAGGACACUGUGUAGCUAGUGAUAUGCGCAUGAGUGCUGGUAUCGCAAUAUAUUUCAAAUCCAUUUUUGAAAGAGUUGGCGAGUUGAUGGAUCAAAGACCAGAUGUUGGAAAUGUAGCUUUUUUACAACAAAAUGAUCGAUUUAUUUAUUAUUUGAUUUCAAAAAAACUCAGUAAUGGAAAACCUACCUAUAAAAGUCUAACAGCAGCCAUAACAAAAUUACGUGAUUUUAUUGUGAUACAUGGUGUAAAAAAAUUAGCUAUUCCACGUAUCGGCUGUGGUCUUGAUAAAUUAGACUGGUGUAUAGUAAAAAAUAUCAUUAAAUGUUUAUUUCAAGGUGUUGGAUGUGAAAUUAAAGUUUGUCAUUUUACACAAAAUAUGUCAAAUGAAAAAGAUCUACUUCAGAUUAAUCAUCCUACUGUUUUAAGAAUGUCAAGUCAAAAUAUCAAGGAUAUAAAAAAGCGAGAAUUUGAAAAAUUAAAUAUUAUUUUAUAUUCGCUAAAUACAUCUUUACCAGUAUAUUGGGAUAAACAUUUUCAAUCAGUCAAUGAAAAAUACUACUUCAAAUUACAAUAUUAUAAAGAUAACAAAAUUAAACUUGAGGCCGGUCAAUGUUUACACUAUGAAACAAUAGAAGCUCAUAUAUAUGUGAUCAUCAUAAAUGAAAAUAAAAUAAAUCAUUUUUCGUAUCAGAACUUGGAAAAAGGACUAAUUAAAAUAAAAAGUAUGAUUAAAGAUAUUCAAUGGCACCCAACAUUUGUAGUACAUAAAGUGAAUAAUCCAAUAUUUGAAAAACUGAUUAACCAAAAAAUUAUAUCCCUCAUUUGUUCAGUAUUUUUAAAUUUAACUCCAUGUGUGAUUAUUGAAAUAAGCAAUGUUAACAAUUAAAUGUUAUUACUCUUUUCUAUGUUUUGAAGUAAAAUAUUUAUGCACAAAACAAUACAUUUAAA
This is a messenger RNA of Sipha flava (yellow sugarcane aphid), 1336 nucleotides long. RefSeq lists its product as uncharacterized. Gene Ontology annotation, biological process: peptidyl-glutamate ADP-deribosylation. Bases 303 to 1274 code for a protein of 323 amino acids. The transcript has 5 exons. Lineage: Eukaryota; Metazoa; Arthropoda; Insecta; Hemiptera; Aphididae. The record is from RefSeq and is a predicted model, not a curated record.